Molecule: messenger RNA, 2660 nt
Organism: Tachysurus fulvidraco (yellow catfish)
Lineage: Eukaryota; Metazoa; Chordata; Actinopteri; Siluriformes; Bagridae
Gene: pnkd
Product: PNKD metallo-beta-lactamase domain containing
Exons: 9
Coding region: 47-1135 (362 amino acids)
Cellular component (GO): mitochondrion
Molecular function (GO): hydroxyacylglutathione hydrolase activity
Source: RefSeq, a predicted model, not a curated record
UGGCAUUUAGCCACGCGGUGACGUCAUCGAGGCCACGCCCAUCGUUAUGGCGCUUCCGGACUGGACCGUGUGUUUACUUGGUGUCGCUGCGUCGAUUUGUGGGGGCUUUUACAUCUACAGACUUCUCAGAAAUCCUGCGAAAACCACAUGGAAAAGAGGUGUUGUUGCGGAAUUGAUGGCGCGCACAGAGAGACCGCUGUUUUGGAUAGCGUAUUCUCUAUACACACGGACCAAACUUGGCUACAUGUUUUACAAACGCCAGAUGAGAAAAGCAAGAGAGAAGUUCCCAAGUGGCCACUCAAGAACUGAGCCUACAACAGUAAAUGGUAUCAAGAUCAUUCCAUUACCCAUCCUGUCUGACAACUACAGCUAUGUGAUCAUUGACACAGCUUCAGGUCUUGCUGUGGUGGUGGACCCUGCUGAUCCUCGCUCUGUCCAGAGUUGUCUGGACGAGGAAGGGGUGACAUUAGAAGCCAUACUUUGCACUCACAAACACUGGGACCACAGUGGAGGAAACCGAGCUCUAAAAAGGCACCACAGCUCAUGUAGGGUGUAUGGAAAUGCUAUGGAUAACAUCCCUGGUCUUACACACCCUGUAACAGACAAAGAUGUCAUAGAUGUUGGGACACGGCUGCAGUUUAGGGCUUUCUAUACCCCUGGUCAUACUGUGGGGCACAUGAUCUACCUCCUGGAUGGCAGACCUUUUGGUGGUCCCAACAGCCUCUUCUCAGGAGACCUGCUCUUCCUCUCAGGUUGUGGUCGAAUGUUUGAAGGAACUGCUUCAACUAUGUUAUCAUCACUGGACACAGUUAGCUCACUGAAUGACGACGCACUGCUCUGGCCUGGGCAUGAGUAUGCUGAAGAUAACCUGCUGUUUGCUGCAGAGGUGGAGCCUGGUAAUGUGGCACGUGAACAGAAGUUACAGUGGGUCUUACAACAACGAGGUCAACAACUGUGCACAAGCCCAUCUACUCUGGAAGAAGAGAAGCAGUACAAUCCAUUUUUGAGGAGCCAUGCCCUGGAUCUUCAGCAAGCUCUGGGCUUGCAGCAGAACCACGAUGAAGACUGGACUUCGUAUAGGGCUCGGGUUUUGGAGGAGUUACGCAGACGGAAGGACAUUUACAAGGGCCGUUGAAGCCAUUCCAAUUGGCCCUGUUGUAUUUCUCACGCACAGUGCCUGCUAUUUCUCCAUAAGGAGAUCACGCACAGAAAUGUAGACUGUGAAGUAAAAUGUAAAAUACCCUGAUACUAAGAUAUAGAGCAUUACUGAGAUACAUUUGGUUGUGUGAGACGUUUUUUCAGACAUUGUGAUUUAGUGAAUAGAGAGGUUUCUAGUCUAACUUAGAUUAUAUUGUAUAUUUAAACUACAUAAACCAUAAACAUUACUAGCUUUGCACAGAACAGACUGGUUUAUUUUUUUUUAAACGUCCAAAUGAACAAAUUUAUAUCACUAUUUGGCAUCAUGUAUUAUGUAUAUCCACUUUCAUACUUCUGAAAUUCACAGGUCAUUUCAUUACGAAUACCUACAGUGAUGUAUACACUUACUAUUAGGCACAAUUGGUUGGACUCUAGUCUCCAGUCUCCAGGCAGUAUGUUCUAACAGUAAAUUCAUCAACUUAGAAAAAAUGUGUUAAAAUUGGAAGACUGUUCUAGUGCCAUGUCAUGGUGAUGCACAAAUUUUUCCAAAGGUUAUAACAGCUUCCACGCUUCUGGAGUAGCUUUCGACUGGAAAGAAACUGUGUUCACUGGAUUUGAGGUCAGGGCUCUGAGCAGGUCAAUGGAGUUCCUCCACACCAAGUAUAAACCCACAUGAAAACCACUUGUGACUGGACUUCAUAUUGUGCACAGUGGCACAGUCAUGAUGGAACAGGAAACAAAAUUGUUUAUAAUGGCUAUUUUUGAUAUGGCAUUAACAUUAACUGCAACUAACAUUAACAACCUUACUGGAACUAAGGCACCUAGUCUAAACACUAAAAAAAACAGUCCCAGAAUAUUUUUCUUCCUCCACCAACCUUUACUGUUUGUACUAUCCAUUCCUGAUAGAGAGAUCUCCCAGGUAGCGAAGGGUGAAUUGAACAUGUUUCAAUUGUUCCAGAGUACAGUGACAGUGUGCUAUAAGCCACUCUAGAUAACAUCUGGCAUCGUGUAAUUGUGUGUACAGCUGUUUGGCUAUGGGAACCCAUUUCUUGAAGCCCUGAAGCACUUGGAAUGACCUGCCUAUGCUUUUGUUGCUCUUGCAUGCUUCAUUUUCACCAUAAUAGCCUUUACAGCUGAUCAGGACAGAUCUAGCAAGGUUAGAAUUUCAUUCACUGACUUGUGAUUAAGGCGUCAACCUAUGGCACUGGAUUGUUUAAAACACAUUUUAUUUCCAAUUUUUGAUUUUAUGCACCUGUUAGCAAUAAGUGUGUUUAAAACACCAAAAAAAAAGAAAAACCCCAAAAAACCCCACAAUAAUGAGGAGGGCUGUUCACAUACUUUUGGCUAUAUUGUGUAACAGUAAACUUGCACCUAUAGGUUAGGUCUUAAAAUGACUGUUUUGUGCAAAGCUAACUUAGUACUAUACACAGUGAAAAAUGAGAUGUACUGUAGUGAUUUUAAUAAUGAGGCUUUUGAACAAUGGCACUUUAUUAUUAAAUCUAUUCCCUUUUUCCCCCUCUAUA